AUGAUAUUCUUUCUUCUGAUGAAAAAAGGUAGAGUUGACAGGCCAAAUUGGUUGAUCAAUGGUUUUAGGCAAGCUGUCCAAGACGUCAGAUUGUUAGAUAUUUCUAUGGAAGGUUAUUCAUUCACUUGGUUCAAGAGUUUAGGAACUGACAGAGCUGUUGAAGAAAAAUUGGACAGAGCUAUGGCUAAUAUCGUCUGGGGUACGCUAUUUCCAAAUGCAAAACUGGAAUGUUUGACUGCUGCCUCGUCUGAUCAUUACCCCAUCCUUCUCUGUUGUGAAAAUAUUACGGCACAUAUGAUGCGUAAAAGAUUCAAGUUCGACGCAUGGCUAACUGAACCGGGCUUCAAGGAUUUUGUGUGUGGCCAAUGGAUCAAUAAUGAACAUGAAGACAUGAUUAAUAAGCUGGAUGCUUGUGGAUAA
Molecule: messenger RNA, 420 nt
Organism: Vicia faba (fava bean)
Lineage: Eukaryota; Viridiplantae; Streptophyta; Magnoliopsida; Fabales; Fabaceae
Source: the annotation of a GenBank genome assembly